This is a messenger RNA of Ceraceosorus bombacis, 641 nucleotides long. The record is from the annotation of a GenBank genome assembly. NCBI's taxonomy places the organism in Eukaryota, Fungi, Basidiomycota, Exobasidiomycetes, Ceraceosorales, Ceraceosoraceae.
AGUUGGCAGGCCAAUGACGAGCGCGCACCACAGCUCGAGCCAAAGGCCGCCAAUUUCUGAGUGUCAUUGUCGGCGUGCUAUACAUAAAUGUCAGACUCGGAAGCUCGAGACAUCUCAACGCUAGAUACGCCUCAACGGAAAGCCUGCUCGCGAAGCACCACUGCCGACUGAGCAUUCAAUUUGGCCUACGUCUCAGCUGUCUGUCCCGCACGAAUGCCUCGUCUGCGCUCUCGGACUCGAUCAUCCGGUGCCUGCUUCUCUUCAAACACUCCUCUAGAGCUACAGCUUAGGCGGCGUCAUUUUGCAUCAGCAGCUUUGCGGUCUGACCCACUCGAAGUAACGCCCAGCUCUUGUUCUACCCCUUUCCUUCCUUCUUCUCCUCACGUCACUUGUCAAGGUAUGAAUGGUAUCCGUCAAAAGGCUUGCACGCGUGGCAUGCGCUUCUGAGAACUUCAAGUCUGCUGGUCCGGACACAGGUCGGGCCUUUGUCGCUUUUGUUGAUGUACAAGAACGAUCUGAGGUACAGUUUGCGGCAGAGCAGAGGUUAAAGAAGGGAUGGCUGGGGACAGAAGGGCGAAUUUGUGUGCUGAGGGCCUGGAGCUGAGGCAAUGAAGCGGUACAUCGGUCGAUUUCGAGGCCAG